Amphibalanus amphitrite is the source of this 2312-nucleotide messenger RNA. Its product is annotated as carbohydrate sulfotransferase 1-like. NCBI's taxonomy places the organism in Eukaryota, Metazoa, Arthropoda, Thecostraca, Balanomorpha, Balanidae. Gene Ontology annotation, molecular function: N-acetylglucosamine 6-O-sulfotransferase activity. Gene Ontology annotation, biological process: N-acetylglucosamine metabolic process; sulfur compound metabolic process. Bases 499 to 1938 code for a protein of 479 amino acids. The transcript is spliced from 3 exons. The record is from RefSeq and is a predicted model, not a curated record.
GCCGCUUUGCCCCGGGUGGCCGCUUUGCCCCACUCUCCCCUAUGUGAUAAAGUCAGAUGUGUAGAAGCGAGUACGUCCUUGUGAUGGCGGAACGGUGAUCAGGGUACAAACAGGAAUGCAUAGGCGAGACAGUGGCAGUGGUACGAUCCAGAAUGUGCAGUGAUAACCAGAGUAUAUGUAUAGUGGUGAACUCCAGUGACCGGAAACCCACGAGGUUGACCUUGACGAGCAAGUGCCCUAAUGGUUGGCUCCCAGUGACCGGGUGACCUACAAAGCGUGCAACAGUGACCUGAGUGAUGUAGUGUUCGUUGGACUGACCUUGCUGGAGAAAUCCUAGAGACCUCAGACGAACGGAGACCCGCUGCGAGUGUUGUGAUCUCGAUGAUCCGGCGAUGUCAUAAACGCUCACCUGUGGGAGUGUAACAGUUAAUUAUCUGCGGUCAAUAGGACGGAGCGGUUAUAAAGACGAGGCGUCACAGCCAGCGGCAGAGCAACAACAUGGGUCGACUGAGGCGCUGUUCGGUGGCGGCGCUGCUGUUGGCGCUCAUCACUCUUCUCUCGCUGCUCCUCUCGUCGCGACGGCUGCUCGACAGACGCACCCCCGUCGCUCCCGACGACAGGGUGCCGCUCAACCGUCUCCUGACCGUCGGACUCACCGCCACGGCCGGAGGUCUCACCGACACCGUGCGGCCGGGAGGAGCGGUAAUGACGGCAUCAACAAAGGAGACACGGCUCCCAAAGAUCACCGGAGCACCCGAGGUCAAAUAUCUCCAAAAGAUCGCCGAGGUCACCGAGGAGCCGUUUGACCUCGGCCCGGACCCAUUCGACGAGACAGCGCGCGAGGAGGCUCUGCGCCAUCUGAGUGAACUCCAGGUGCGGCUGGCCCCCGCCGGGGGUCGGCCCCAGGUCGUCAUCGACCCCGCCUCGGGCGUGCCCCUGUUUGCCGAGGAGAUGGCCAAACUGUACGAGGUGCGCCGACGGAAGGCGAUAGCGCGCAACCGUCCGGCCAACGCGUCGGAGAUAUCGGCUGCGCUGCGGCUGCUGCAGCUACAGCUGGACACGGAGAGCGGCCAGCUGCCUGACCAGCUGCCGCCGCCCGUCUUCCUGGCCACCACGUGGCGCUCGGGCUCCACGUUCCUGGGCCACGUGCUGUCGGCGCCGGCCGGCGUGUUCACCCACUACGAGCCGCUGUCGGCGCUGGGCGUGCACCAGGCCCGCUCCGAUCAGCAGCGCCGCGCCGCCCAAUUCACGCUCGACGAGCUGCUCGCGUGCCGCUACAGCCGCAUCCCAGACUACAUGAACGCUACGCGCACUAACACGGAGGACAUGCUAUCGCACAACCCGCGCGUCUGGAGCGCGUGCCAGCGCGGCCCCAAUCGCAACGCGUGCACCAACGAGGCGUUUCUGAGCGCCGCCUGCCGGCUGCUGCCGCUUCACGUGUUCAAACUGGUGCGGCUGCGGCUGCGCGAGCUCGAGCCGCAGCUGCGCGCCGGCGCUCGAGUGGUGUAUUUGGUGCGCGACCCGCGCGCCACACUGAGCUCGCGUCUCAGCUCGGUGCGCUGGUGCCGCCGCUCGGACGAGUGCGUGCAGCCGGCGCGGCUCUGUGCCGACAUCGAGGACGAUCUGGCAGCGCUGCGCGAGCUGCAGGCGCGCUUCCCGGCCGGCCUGCGCCUGGUGCGAUACGAACAGCUGGCCACCCAGCCGCGCCGUCAGCUCAGAGACAUCUUCGAGUUUGUGAGCUUCCGCUGGAGCGCCGAGGUCGACCGUAUCGUCGACGAGAGCACCCGCAGCGGCACCGAGAGCAGCGAGCCGUGGUCCGUGCUCAAAAACUCGGCCGAACAUGUAGAUCGAUGGAAAGAACGCCUCUCGCCCAAACAGAUCGACUAUAUCAAUCGCAAGUGCCAAAGAGUGAUUCAACAGCUAGGAUAUAAUGUAUAACCAUUUUUUAAACUCUAAUUUGGUAACAACUAUGGUAUGAGUCACAAAGUAAAUGAAUUUGUCACAGAAAACAAUAUGUGUAUGGACAUAAUUAGAUUCUCCUAAGCAGAUAAACAGAUUUCCUCAGCUUUACAAGACAUCACUAACAUUACUAUCCCCAGAAGCCCACGAGUCGUCUCAGCUCGAAAACACAUUUAAAUUCACAUCAAUUAUAUUCGGUAAUGUUUGUAAAUCACCGUCAGAUCUGUUUCGCCGGCUGCUCCUACCACACGCCCGGCUGGGCGUAGUUGUUCUAAUCACAGCCCUUCACCACGCCCACCCACUCGGCGCAAACAGUGGUGAAGAUGUGAGCGCAGGCCAUCAGCCUGGACAAU